Cylicocyclus nassatus is the source of this 855-nucleotide messenger RNA. The record is from the annotation of a GenBank genome assembly. Lineage: Eukaryota; Metazoa; Nematoda; Chromadorea; Rhabditida; Strongylidae.
AUGCUUACCGUCACCAGUAGGGAUAACAUCCUACAACAGCCGAUGUGCAGCACAUCACCGAUUUCAAUAUCGAAUCUGGUUGUGAGCGCUUUUGGAUCGCCAAGUGAAAUCUGCUCCGCUUGUCAGCAGCCGAUCCUUGAGCAGUAUUUUCUGGUCCUUGAAAGUCGUCCCUAUCAUUCCCAUUGCCUUCGGUGUGCUCUGUGCCAUUGCGGACUUUCAUAUGAAACGUCCUGCUAUGUAAAAAAUGGCUUGAUCCUGUGCAGAAAGGACUACACAGCAAAAUUCCGCCGAUCCUGCGCAAAAUGUCAUGUGACCCUAGAAUGUGACGACAUUGUAAUGAGAGCUCGUGACGCCGUAUUUCAUGUUCAGUGCUUCUGUUGUGCGGUGUGCGGCAUUCAACCCAAUGUUGGAGACAUUUUUGCUAUGACCCGACAUUUUGAGAUUCUAUGUCAAGUUCACUAUGACAUUCCACAGAUGGACGAACCACCUUCGAUAGCGCAAAGUCUUAAACGCAAAGACGAUUCGGAUGAACCGGAAGAUUAUGCCGAAGACGAGCAGCCAUCGCAUAGUCGAUCGAAGCGAAUGCGGACUUCGUUCAAACAUCAUCAGCUGCGGACAAUGAAGCAAUACUUCAAUUUGAAUCACAAUCCGGAUGCGAAGGAUCUCAAACAGUUGGCACAAAAAACUGGACUGACGAAGCGAGUUUUGCAGGUUUGGUUUCAAAACGCUCGCGCUAAAUACCGACGAUCAAUGCAUGGUAGCGAUGGUGCAACAAUUUCGCCACUGACGGUAGUCUCCACUAAUAUUCAUGAUUGUCAGAACGAAUCACCGAGCCGAGAUUCAAGCGAAGCAUAG